Messenger RNA from Rhopilema esculentum, 4687 nucleotides. Its product is annotated as leucine-rich repeat-containing protein 45. Lineage: Eukaryota; Metazoa; Cnidaria; Scyphozoa; Rhizostomeae; Rhizostomatidae. Gene Ontology annotation, cellular component: plasma membrane; centrosome. Gene Ontology annotation, molecular function: protein binding. The record is from RefSeq and is a predicted model, not a curated record.
AAGUACAUGCGUAUUGUGGAAGGUUAUGUUGAGGCUUGUAGGUUUAAAUUUACUAUUUACAAGCUCCUCGGUGGUUUUUUUCUCUCAUCCGGUACCGUCUUUCAUAUAUUUACACCUUUUGCAAGUCUGUAAAUUGGUGUUUGUAAAAUGACUCUAUGACCUUGUGUUCAAGUCAUUUGAUCCAUGAUUUCUGGUCGUGAUCAAAUCAAAGAUCACAUUAACAAACUGUUACGCAUAGCAACAAUAGGUGGCCUGGGUCGAGCAAAGUUUAAAGCGGUUUCUUCAAAACCACUUUACAAUGGCGUCGUAAACAAGAGUGGUUACAGCCGUAGAAGGACUAAAAGUUUUUGGUUGCGCUCACAUUUUGCAAGAGGCGUCAUGGAAGAAUUCAGACUCAAAGUAAUACAAAAUUGCAAAGAAUACGGGUUGGCGCCUUCACAAGUCCUCCUCAACGAGAUAAGAGCAAAUAAAAAGAAUGAUGAAGAUUCUGGCCUAAACUUAGACUUCUCAGGCUGUAACCUCACCGUACAGGAUUGUGCGGUGCUUGCGAGAAGCCUCGCAAAUGAUAGAAACAUAACAGAGAUACGUUUUUCAGAUUGUCUUCUCACCGAAGAGGCAUGUAAGCUUCUUUUGACAGCAUUUACGUCAAACAGAGGGGUUCAGAAAUUGGAUUUUAAGGGAAAUAACAUUCGAUCAUCUGCAGGAUUAAUUGGUCGGAUUCUGAAAGUGACAACUAAAUUGACUCACCUAAAUCUGGAAUGGAACGGGAUCGGCCUGUGGGAAUCGACAGUCACAGCAAUAGCAGAAGGCAUCCAAAUGAAUCAAACUUUGCGGUAUCUUGAUCUUAGGAAUAACCAGAUUUCACAUGAAGGAGGGACUUUCAUAGCAAAUGCUUUAAAGGCAAAUCAUAUACUAAAAGUUCUUGACCUGAGAUGGAAUAACAUUGGAAUGCUUGGAGCGAAGUCUUUUUUGAGCAUGUUGAAGCAGAAUAAAGAAAUUGUUAAGUUAGAAGUUUCAGGCAAUAACAUUCCAAGUGAGAUGCUGAAAGCAAUAGAAACAUCCUUACAAAGAAACACAGAGCUGCAGGCAUCUUGUAAAGAACAGCAAGCUUUGGCUGCCUCCUAUAAACAAAGAUUAGAAAAUGUGGAAUCAGAAAAGAACACUCAGAUUUCCAGUCUUGUUGACAAACUUGCAGUCGAAAAAGAGGCUUAUAGAACGUCUGUUAAAUCUGCACAAGAAAAAGUUGAACAACUUAAAAAUGCACUUGAAGAAAGAAAAUCUGCAUUUGCUGCAGUACAAGAAAGGUUUUCUGCAGCAGAAGCUUCAUUGCAUGUUGCAGAACAGGCAAACAGAAGGCAUGAGGAGUAUAUUGAUGACCUUAAGCAAGACCACAAAAGGAGAGAGAAGGAGCUGGAAUUUACAAUCCAACAGCUCAAAGAACAGUUAAAUAAGACAGAGAAGAUACAUGCUGAUAUGAUGGGAGUGAAAAUACAGACAAUAACUGCAUUGGAGAAAAAUAAGAAAGAAUUGGAGGACCAGAUAUCAAGAGCAGAAGAGGAAAAUGAACAAUUAAGAAAAGAAAUGAAAGCACGUGAUUUCAGAAACCAAAAACUAUUCACUGAGGCUGAGAAAAGGUAUACAGACGACAUUGAAAGUCUACAAACUGAGCAAAGUAUGCGCAAACAGGCUGAUCUUCAAAAGCAACAAAAGCUGGAACAAGCAAAUGUUCGUUUAGAGGAAGAGAUUUCGUUGUUGAAAUCAAAGGUUCUCUCAGAACGAAUAAAAUUUGAAGAGGACAUGAUGAACUUGAGAAUGACGAUGAAGCAAGAGGAAAUGAACCGCAGCAAGCAGUUUGAGGAGAGAAUUGAGUUGUUGCAAUCAUCAAGAAAUGAGGUCCAAAUCAAAGUGACAAAGCAAAACGCUGAAAUAUCUGACUUGCAAAACAGAAUUAAUUUAGGGGAGGGGGAACGUGAUUCUCUAAAGCGUCAGUGCGAGUACAUGAAACAACAAAUAAACAGUAAAGAUGCAGAAUUGAGAACUGAAGCUGAUAAGGCAAGAACGGAAAUUGAAAGCGUACAGAAAACAAACAUGCAACUAAAAGCAAAGCUCGCAGAACUAGAAAUGAGAAUAAGCGAGCAGGAAAAAAAGACAAAAGAUAGUUUGAACAACAAAGAUGUUGAGAUCUCAUACUUGAAGAACCAACUUGCAGUUAAAGACGAAGAGAUAUUUCGAAUUAGAAAUGAUGAAGUUAAACGCACUGAAAUGCUUGAAAGUGCACUCCAGUCGUACUUGGCUAGCGCCAGAAAGGCACGCUAAAUUCCAAGGUGUUUUUAACCUGCGUAGAAAAAAAAUAAAUUCAAAUGGACGAUGACUGCAGUAACGACUGCAAUGUAGACAGGGGCUUUAAAAAUCUUUUUUAAUAAUUUAUGAUAAAUUUUAUCGCUAUGCUACUGGGCAGACGUGGAAACCCUUUUUUGAGUGGAAGAGCAACGGAUAUAGCAUGUACUUUGUCCCCUAAGUCGCCUUCUUGGAAUAUAAAGUCAAUAAUUGUAAAUACAGUUUGCUAUAAUUCAGGAUUCGCUUGUCAUUAAUUCUGGUAUCUGAUUUACUAGAUUUUUUGGCUGGAAGGCUGAUGGUAGCAACGUCAAUGAAGAUUUCCGAUUGAAGUCCAUAAGAAGGUUAACAUGCAAUAACAAAAAUUUACGCAUACUCAGAUGGAAAAAAAGUAAAAAUUUUCUUACCAAAGCUGCUCUCUCUGCUACAAACUGGAAACGUUCUUUUCGGGUUCUGGACAGGAACUAUGUUAUGGGUGCAAAUCUUGGAUAGAUUUAGGAUGCAGGGAGGAUGGGAUCGCAGUUGUAAAGGGUAGUGGUUUUAUCUGCAUGGGUAUAGUGACGGAGCUAUUAGUGGACAGAUAGACAGAGGAAAGGGUCGUUGGAAGCAGUUUGUGGGCGGAGACGUUCAUUAAAAUAAGCCACUUUCAUAACAGCUUACGUUUGAGGGGUUCUUUUUAAAUGAAAUAGUCGAGAAUGGGGGUAGAAAACUAAUUUUUGCUGAGACCAGAAGCAUAAAAAUCAAAGCAAGAAUAAUUCUUGUAAUCAAAACGACAACAAAAUACAAAUACAAAUACAUUACAUUACAUUACAUUACAUUACAUUACAUUACAUUACAUUACAUUACAUUACAUUACAUUACAUUACAAACCCGUACUUGGAGUAGGUAUCACGUUUUUCAGUUCAUAGCAAUGUCACAUUUAGAUUUACCAAGAAUAGAUGUUUGACAUCUGAUUGUCUUUGGGAAGCGGGAAUUGCAUCAAAAAGACGAUUGAGGUAUGAAUUUAAUUUUAAUUUUCUGAUUAUAAGGUAAACACUUUUCCAAAGCACGCAUUUUGAUAAGAAGCUGUUUUCAAAGAGCUCUACUAAGGACCUAAAACUGAACAAUUAAACUUAUGAGCAAAGAUUUAAAAUCAAGAAUACUUUAUAAAAUAAAAUGAUAGGUAGAGUUUUUAUGUUUUAUCAAAUAGCCUACAAUCUUCGACGUAACUGUUGAGACAAAGCCCUAAACAUGUUUUGGGUAGUCCACAAGCAUAGUCCAUCAUCUACCCCUUCUCUCCCCAUUCAAAGUCGGUGCUUAUGAAGAAUCUAAUAUGGCAGAGAUUAACAUUGAACUGAAGUGUGGGGGGAGGGUCUCAAUGUCAUCUGUCCAGGAAGGUGAAUCUUCAGUACAAGCUCAUUUACAAUCUUUUAUUAGGCAAAGAAAAUAUUUAGAAAUGUUAACCAUUCAUUUAUCAAACUUUCACAAAACGUCCCUUUAGUGUCACUGGAAAUCAGUUUAUUAUAAAGAUGCGUGCAUCAAUUUGUCAUUCAUGCAAGUAAACCUUAUGAAAAAUAAGCUACAAAUUACAAUUGGAAAAUUUACAAUUUAAUAUUGUCAUUUGUACUGGAAAAAUCAAUGAAGUGUACAGGUCAGGCAAACGCAAACUUCGACCAACAGGCGAAUUUCAACCGUAGGACCCAUUUGAACGAUCAGGUACAAUUCGACCGGAUUAGACCAGUAGGCACAUUUCAACCAGUAGGUAUGUUUAAACGGACAGGUGCAUUCUAACCGUUUGGCACACUUUCAGUAGUGGACAAAUUUUGGACCACAAAAACAAAGUCUGUUUCUUGGGCCUAGUAUCAAUCGAAAGAUGGUCGCUUUUAGCAAUUUUGCAACUGAGUCCAUGAAAGCACAACUAAUCUUGAAGCAAAAGUAGAAAAUUGGUGCUUAGGCCGGUUCACGCUGGACAUAAAAUAUUUUUGAGCUCUACAUCAACAAAACCACGGAACAAUCUGCCAGAACAAUCUUCCAAAACUUUUGGACACUUAUCACAUUGCCAGAAAUACAAUUCUGCGGAGACAAAAUUACGUCUUAAUGAUCAACAUUUUUCAUGGCUUUGUUCCAUCCAGGAUGGUUCUGUCUUAUCCGAUUUGUACUCAACAGACAUGUACAAAAAUAAAUUUUGAGCUCAACCGUUUUCAAACGAACAUAAUUGCGGUUGACUAGUUGAAGAUUGUAGGUCAGUUAGCCGCAGGAGAUUGAAGCUUGGAAUCCAUCAAUUUAGCACCUAAAGGGGGACUAUACGUGAAGGUAACGUAUCUUCCUUACUAUUACAAGCCUUCGACCCGUGUCUAGUGUCCAAAAAUGAUGG